UAUUGCAAACUGGUAUUUCUUGCCAUAUUAUUUUAAUGUAUCGUCUUAAUUAUAAACACGCUGGUUUGUAGCAAAAACAGUUUUACAGUUACUGAACUUUGAUAUUCUUCUCGUUACUUCGGCUAAUAAUUUGGAAGUCUCGCACAUUCACAAAAAACACCCUUCCGCGUUGAAAACCUUUUUUUAGCAGUCAUAAAAGUGAUUCUUUAUUCAAAAUAAAUACCUACUCAAGGGAGUAUGCGAUUUCGGACGUGACCCCAAUUUCAUGUCCACGACAACCACCUAGUGGAAUAUCAAUUUAAAAAUGCGUUUUGUCUAGCCAUUUUGGACCUUAUUGCCUGCCGUACUGAAAGCGUCCAUAGCAGCCAGAGACCUGUUGACAACGGGAAUCCACUAAUUUACAGCUUACCUUACAUUUCAAUGCAGCGAGGGUUGUUUGGUGUGAUUUAAAUGUUUUCCUUGGUGUUAAUGGUGUGAAAAUGACUUUAAACAAUCCAGCUGUUUUUCUUCUCAUGGUCAAUGGGCAAAUCGAAGCAGCCGAUUUUCCAGAAUAUGAUGAUCUGUACUGCAAGUAUUGUUUUGUUUAUGGACACGACUGGGCGCCCACAUCAGGCUUGGAAGAAGGCAUUUCUCAAAUAACAUCAAAAGGUAGAGGAUCUCAGAGUUUGGUGUGGAAUUUCCCAUUGGACAUCACAUUCAAAAGCACUAACCCAUUUGGCUGGCCCCAGAUUGUAGUCAGUGUGUAUGGCCCUGACACCUUUGGAAAUGAUGUUGUGAGAGGUUAUGGAGCCGUGCACAUCCCGUUUACACCUGGAAAACACACCAAGACCAUUCCUAUGUUUGUUCCUGAGUCUACGUCAAGACUGCAGAAGUUCACAAGUUGGCUGAUGGGAAGGCGUCCAGAGUUCACGGAUCCCAAGGUUGUUGCUCAAGGAGAGGGAAGAGAAGUCACAAGGGUGCGCUCACAAGGUUUUGUCACACUACAGUUCAACAUUGUGACUAAGGACAUGAAGAAGCUGGGUUAUGACACUACAUCAAUAGAGCAAUCACCUGCAAGAACAUCACAACAGCUUUUAUAACCUUGAGGAUAUUUUUUUGUACCUUAGUUGCUUAAUUCAGUAUACAUUGUAGCAUUGUAGCUUUAUAACUAUACAUGUUAUUGUUUAAUCAGUUUUGUAGGUUUUUAAAUAAACUGAUCUUGUUUUAUUUGU
Ctenopharyngodon idella (grass carp) is the source of this 1211-nucleotide messenger RNA. RefSeq names its product B9 protein domain 1 (gene b9d1). The coding region runs from base 480 to 1079 and encodes 199 amino acids. The record is from RefSeq and is a predicted model, not a curated record. Gene Ontology annotation, biological process: cilium assembly. Gene Ontology annotation, cellular component: MKS complex. The transcript has 7 exons. NCBI's taxonomy places the organism in Eukaryota, Metazoa, Chordata, Actinopteri, Cypriniformes, Xenocyprididae.